This is a messenger RNA of Helobdella robusta, 2355 nucleotides long. RefSeq lists its product as hypothetical. The record is from RefSeq and is a predicted model, not a curated record. Bases 172 to 1842 code for a protein of 556 amino acids. Gene Ontology annotation, biological process: negative regulation of autophagy. The transcript has 13 exons. Lineage: Eukaryota; Metazoa; Annelida; Clitellata; Rhynchobdellida; Glossiphoniidae.
CUUAACACUUAUUAAAAGUAGCUGCCGAAGAGCAGUGUUUGUGUUAGAUUUUAAUUUUAGGAUACAGGUCCAAUUCUGCUCAAGUUGAUUUUUUUUAUUACUUUACAAUUUUUCGUUCUCCAUAAAUCCCAAAAUAGUUUCUGUACUUUCUAACUCUGGAAAAAUUAAAAAAUGGAAUUUAUGGAAUAUAUAACCACCCCUAAGUUAGAUGGGGUAACUUUGUACCAGGCCAAUCAGGCCCCCAUUGAGGGCACACUCUGCAUCACUGCUCACCAUCUCAUUCUUUCUUCUCGACAGGACUUCAGUGAAGAAUUGUGGCUUCUACAUAGCAGUGUUGACUCAGUUGAAAAGCGGUUGAAUGGAUCAGAAAGCAUAAUAACAUUGAAAUGUAAAGACUUUCAAAUACUAAAACUUGGUAUUCCUUCUGCUGACGAUUGUGUAAACAUUGCUUAUUCCAUAGAAGCACUCUCCAAUAUUGCAGAUAUUUGUCUGUCCUAUCCAUUCUACAACAGAGUUCCAAUUGAGAUGUUGGAAGAUGGCUGGCACGCAUACACUGUUGAGACUGAGUUCAGUCGGAUUCAAAACUUUGUAGCUUACGAGUGGAGACUCAGCUAUGUCAAUAAAAAUUAUAAGGUAUGUUCAUCUUAUCCGGAAUGUGUUGUGGUGUUGAAGUCAGUCGAUGAUGAAACAUUGAUCAAAUCAGCUUCAUUCAGACAGAAUGGUCGAUUCCCUGUUUUGUCAUAUUAUCAUAAGCCAAAUAAGAUGGUGCUGAUGAGAUGCAGUCAGCCAUUGACCGGUCCAAACAACAGGAGAUGUAGGGAGGAUGAGGUGGUGGUCAACUCGGUGCUCACCACGUCCAGCAGAAUCAGGGGGUAUAUUGUGGACACCCGAUCCAUCACGUCCACCAAGAUGGCAGCUGCCAGGGGAGGAGGUGUCGAACCAGAGGCAUACUACCCCCAAUGGAGAAGGGUCAACCAACCCAUUGAGAGGCCGUCCAACUUGCAGGAUUCCCUCACUCGACUUAUUGAGGCUUGUUUAGAUGUUGGAGCCUCGAUGGACAAAUGGCUUUCCAAACUGGACUCGAGCAACUGGCUUGGUCAUGUGAAGGAUGCACUGACGUGUGCGUGCACAGUGGCUCAGUACAUGGAGAAUGGUGGCAGUGUGCUGGUUCACGGAGGGGAAGGAACUGACACAACACUGGUCGUUACAUCUCUCACUCAACUUAUCCUUAAUCCGGACUGCAGGACUGUUGUGGGUUUUGAAGCCUUGCUGGCCAGGGAAUGGAUACAGGCGGGCCAUCCUUUCUCGAGUCGAUGCUGCAAGUCUGCAUUCGCGACCUCAAAGAACAAGCAGGAAGCUCCCAUGUUCCUCCUCUUCCUUGAUUGUGUUUGGCAGAUUUGGCAACAGUUUUCUUGCUCGUUUGAAUUCAAUGAACAGUUCUUGAUCAUUUUGUUCAAACACGCUUAUGCCUCUCAGUUUGGCACCUUCCUAUUUAACAAUGAACAAGAAAGAUCUGAGAACAAACUCAGUGAAAAGACUAUAUCACUCUGGUCUUACUUGAACUGUCCGAAGAUAUUGUGUCAGUACAUGAAUCCUCUUUAUGAGCCCAACCAGUCUGUCCUCUGGCCAUCUGUUCUGCCUCACUCGCUGCAACUUUGGACAAGUGUGUACCAGUGCUGGCAGAGGUUUCUACCUAUACAAACUGAAAUAUGGGAUGAAAUCGUUCAAAUCAAGCAAGAUAACAAAGAGAUCAGGGCCACUGUUGUCAAGAUGAAAAAGUAUCUGGUGAAACUAGAGAAGGAAGCGUUGAACAGGGGAUUGGUUGACGUGUCUUCCGAAUGAAUGAAUAAAUGAAUGAAUGAAUUAAUGAAUGAAUUGAUUGAUUGAUUGAUUGAUUAAUUGAUUAAUUAAUUAAUUACUGAUUGAAUGAUAGUUUAAUUGGUUAGUAUGCUAAUGGGUUGACUAAAACGAGAAGAAAACAUUCUGCAGAAACGUCUGUUUAAAUACACAUGCUUUUAUAUCACUUCACAAUUUAUUAGGAUCAUUGAACAAUUAUUCCACAUUUAUUACUUUUCGUCUUUUCAUAUCGUUGUAUAGUUAUUAUUGUUGCUAGGUGUUGUUGUUGUUAAUAUUAAUUCAAUGUGCAAUGUGUGUAUGUAGGUUAGGUACAACAUCGGCUCUCUUUAAAUGAAGAAGUGCACCAAAAAUUUCAACUAUAUAUCGUUAAUUGUUUAUAUAUAUAUAUAUAUAUAUAUAUGUAUAUAAUAUAUAUAAAAUAUAUAUAUAUAUAUAGUUAUAUAAAUACUAUCGCUUGUGUAUUUGUUGUGAAAAUUGCAAAUAAGAUAUUGACAUUAA